CGGUGUCGGUGAGAAAGCAUUCCGAACAGCCUUUUCCGUCUCCACGGGGCAAAGUACAGCCGGGGGUAAACGACACGCCCCUUCCCCGCGCCACGAUUCUACGCUUUUCUGAAUGCCUCCCCCUCGACCCCUAGAGGAUUGGAUCUCCAUACUUCACGCCCUGGCCGCCAAGAGCAAUCUCGAUCAUGGACGACCAGCAAGGACGACAUGCACUGAUUCUGGGGGCGUCUGGUAUUACCGGCUGGGCGAUCGUCAAUUCCAUUCUUGAAGGGUAUUCGAGCAAAGAUGCGUUUGCCAAAGUCACCGCGGUCACCAACCGACCCUUGUCACGGGAUGACAGCGGCUGGCCAUCAGAUUCUCGUCUGGACCUCGUCUCUGGCAUCGACCUUCUGCAAGGCGGACAAGCAAGCUUGAACGAGCUGAUAAAAGAAAAGAUCCCAUCUAUCAACACUGUGACGCAUUUGUACUUCUACGCCUAUCAGCAGAACGACGAUAACCGCAUUGAAUGCGACGUCAACCGGAAGAUGCUGGAACGAGCCGUGACGGCAGUUGAAAACCUUUCCCCGAAGCUGGCAUACACCGUCCUUCCAAGCGGUACAAAAAUUUAUGGAGUUCACAUGCUCGACCAAUUCCCCUUCGCCGACAUCCUACCCAUCAAAGAAGAUGCUCCUCCACUCCCAGAGCCUUGGGUCAGUGACCUCUUCUAUUACGAUCAGAUAGACUGUUUGAAAACCCUGUCCCGGGGGAAACAGUGGACUUGGUGCGAAAUCCGUCCUGAUAACAUUAUCGGCUUUGUGCCCAAUAACAAUGCCUACUGCCUCGCUCAGACGCUGGCACUGUACCUCAGCCUCUUCCAUUACGUUGAGGGUGGCGGCGCUAGCUGCCCCUUCCCUGGAACAGAGAAGUCCUGGAAAGCGCUUUAUAACGAGUCGCCUCAGGAUAUGGUGGCUCGCUUCUCGAUUCACGCCAGCCUUCAUCCCGAGAAAACCGGGACAAAGUCCUUCAAUUGUGCAGGAGAAGAAACUUCCUGGAAAGAGAAAUGGCCCAUCAUUUGCCAGUAUUUUGACCUUCGCGGUACUCCUCCGGUAGAAGGUUCGAUGGCGCCGUCAGCAUACAUGGAGGACCACAGACAAGAUUGGGAUAGGUUGGCCAAGCAAUCGAGUCUCAAAGGUGGCUUCCUUGACAACAAUAUCUCGCAUCCGCACUUUCAGUAUUUCAUCAUGGCCUUGUUGGAUUUUGAUCGUCACAUGGACAUGGGCGCCAUGAGAGCCACGGGUUAUACAGAGAUCAUCAACACAAACGAGUGCUGGACAAUUGCUUUUGAUCGUAUGAGAAAGGCCAGGAUAAUUCCCUAGGAGACUCUAGAUCAUUGAGGAGGACUGGUUAUAAGAACCCUCUGUGAGGUUCGAUCUUGAACCAAG
This is a messenger RNA of Exophiala viscosa, 1421 nucleotides long. RefSeq lists its product as uncharacterized. Lineage: Eukaryota; Fungi; Ascomycota; Eurotiomycetes; Chaetothyriales; Herpotrichiellaceae. The record is from RefSeq and is a predicted model, not a curated record. The coding region runs from base 186 to 1355 and encodes 389 amino acids. The transcript has 4 exons.